Messenger RNA from Alligator sinensis (Chinese alligator), 7223 nucleotides. It is a transcript of the gene GJA3, whose product is annotated as gap junction protein alpha 3. The record is from RefSeq and is a predicted model, not a curated record. Gene Ontology annotation, cellular component: connexin complex. The coding region runs from base 189 to 1769 and encodes 526 amino acids. The transcript is spliced from 2 exons. Gene Ontology annotation, biological process: cell communication. NCBI's taxonomy places the organism in Eukaryota, Metazoa, Chordata, Crocodylia, Alligatoridae.
UGCAUCUUUUUUUUUAAGUUUGAGCUGAAGACAUGACUGGCAAAAUAUAUCAUUCCCUCUUGUGAUUGUGACACGCUGGAAACCUGGUGCAGUGUCACGGCUCUUGAACUGCCUUUCCAGGCUUCAGAUCGUAGCAUUCAGCUAGGGACCAAAAACAGGAGCGUGGCGGAGGUUAGAAGUCUGGAACAAUGGGUGACUGGAGCUUUCUGGGGAGACUAUUAGAGAAUGCACAGGAGCACUCCACGGUCAUUGGCAAAGUUUGGCUGACCGUGCUGUUUAUCUUCAGAAUCCUGGUGCUGGGAGCUGCUGCUGAGGAGGUCUGGGGAGAUGAGCAAUCGGACUUUACCUGCAACACUCAGCAACCUGGUUGCGAAAAUGUCUGCUAUGACAAAGCCUUCCCCAUCUCCCAUAUCCGCUUCUGGGUGCUGCAGAUCAUCUUUGUGUCCACUCCAACACUUAUCUACUUGGGCCACGUGCUCCACAUUGUGCGCAUGGAGGAGAAGAAGAAACAGAAAGAGGAAGAGCUGAAAAGGAAGGGGAGCUGCAAAGACAUCAUCCAUUUGGGGACAGCAGCUGGAGGCAACAACAACUGUGUCAGCAAAAAGGAGCCACCUCCCAAGAAGAAAGAGAAGCUACCGAUCCGCGAUGAGCGUGGUAAGAUCCGCAUUGGGGGUGCCCUGCUCCGCACCUACGUCUUCAACAUAAUUUUCAAAACUCUUUUUGAAGUGGGCUUCAUUGUGGGCCAGUAUUUCCUUUAUGGCUUUGAGCUGAAGCCUCUCUACCGCUGCAGCCGCUGGCCCUGCCCCAACAUCGUGGACUGCUUCAUUUCUCGGCCCACCGAGAAGACCAUCUUCAUCAUCUUCAUGCUGGUGGUGGCCUGUGUCUCACUGCUGCUCAACAUGCUUGAGAUCUACCACCUGGGAUGGAAGAAGCUCAAGCAGGGCAUGACCAACCACUACACCCCUGACACCAUAACAGCUGUGGAACCAGUUAUAAUAGAAGGAGAUGCCAAGCUUGCAUCCAUGCCUCCACCACCACCAGUAGUGAUAACAGCCCAUGCUGCCCUGCCUGUUCUGCCUGACACUCGAGCUGUCACCCCUCUGCUCACUCCAGCUGCUGUGCCACCUUACUAUGCUGAGUCCCCUGUUAAGGCACAACCAUCUGCCUCACCUUCUGCAGCCAGCUAUCCUGUGGCUCCCCCAGUUGCUGAGGAGCAGCAGAAAACUGCCACCCCCACCCCAGCCUCCUCACCAAUCCCAACGCCAACCCCCAUCCCAACGCCCACACUGGCUGUCAUCAAUUACUUGAAUGCCAGCAGCCAAGCUUCAGCUGCUGAGCAGAACUGGGCCAACAUGGCAGUUGAGGAGCAGAAGAAGCCACCACCUUCCAGCUCAGCAGCUUCCUCUACCCCCAGCAGUGUCCGACAACAGCUUCCAGAGCCAGAGGAGCCAGUUGAGCAGCCACCACUACCACCACCUCCAGAGCUACCUGUGGCAGCAGCCAACAGUGUGGGCAGCAGUACCAGCCUGAGUGGGGGAAGUGGAAGCAAGUGGGAUAUAGAAGGGGAAGAGGAGCCUUUGGAGGAAAGGCCUGUUUCACCCGCCUCUCCUGCAUCACCUGCCUCACCUGUCUUGCCUGCGUCACCCAUGUCACCUGCCUGUACCACAGUGGAGAUGCCUGAUCCAGCGCUGCUCAUAGACACACGGCGCUUAAGCAGGGCUAGUAAGUCCAGCAGCAGCAGAGCCAGGUCAGAUGACUUGGCUGUGUAGCAUGGUUUCCAGUGCUGGGAGAAGCAGAUGAUAAAAGCAAAGUGUAAUGGGGAACCACGUGGUGUGGGAGGGAGACCAGACCCCAGGCCAGGGGAUGAGGGAGGCUGGGGUUCCAAACUUUGAAGCUUGCUGUUCUUGCACUCUGUGAGUUGUAGUGGGGAUAAAUAUUGACAUUUUCUAGUAGGUCAGGGGUGGCUGAAGCACAGCCCAUGGGCCAAGGGACCAAACCCGCACUCAUUGAUGUCAGUGACAGAACUCUCAGUGCCAUCCAGAUGGGAGGUCUGCACAGAUGACAGGUGUCAGUGGCAGCUGGGCAUGCACCCUCAUAUUGAUGCUCUCCCAAGAGAAACAUUAGCACAUUUUGUGCUCCUGUGCCUGUCAUCUUUCAUCUUACCCUUGCCUUCACUUCCACUUUCCCCUGUGUGAACUCUGAGGUCCUGCUUUCUUUCCUUUCUCUUAAACCACACUUCCCUGACAAUGAGAAUGGCACAUGGCCUGGUGGCACCUGUCAUCUCCGUGGACCAACCUGACAGAGCAGGGUGAUUCCAUUUAAUAUGAAUUAGGGCAGCCUUUAUGUUCAUGGCAAAUUGCCAAUGCAGCCCUUUAGUUAGACAAAGUUUGGGUAACCCCAUAGUAGAUUUAAUUAUUCCUGAGCUUCAUCUUUCUGUUUUUCCCCCAACUCUUGACCUGUAAGGAAGUGCCUAGUUUACCUUUAUCUAGUAUUUGCCAACCAUGACCACACAAUGUUUUUAAGCACAUGGAUUCUUUUGAAUAUCUUUAGCUUUAUUUUUAUUUUGACAUUUGAAAUUGCUUAGAGAAGGAGAGAAAGUAAACCACACACCUCAGAAAGUGUUGCACACAACAGUUUUACUUCAGAAAAUAAGAAUUAUAGUUUCAUCACAUUUUGGCCCUGUAUGUUGUAGCCUGACAAUAGAUUAGUAUAGAGCUCAGUGUUUUAGACUGAUACAAAGUUAGCUUAAGCCAGCUGGAAGGAAUGCUUAGUAGAAGUAACAUUGAGUGCACAUCUUAAAGUAUCUGAACAUUUCUAGAAUAAUUUUAAUCUGUUUGUUAAAAAUUACUUGACAGUGUAUUUAUACAUUUUAGUUUGAUCCUUGAUCUCAUAGGAGAAAGUAAUGGGAAACAAUUUUAGUCACAUUAAACAUUUGUAGCAACAUUCUUUCCUGCUAUGUGCUGAUAAGUGGCCCUUUCCUACAGUAAAUUGUAACAGUCUUACAAGUCAGUACUCACAAACAUAGAAUACAGCCUGUUAUGGGAAAAAUGACUAGAGUAACAUGGUGAUCUUCUAGGGUUUAGGGUCCUAUUCUGAUCCCACUAAAGGAAAUUGCAGCAUGGGCACGUCUACACAAGAUGCUAAAAGCUCAGUAAACUAAUUCUACUAUGCAUUAGCACGUCACAGUGAAAGCUGUGCUAAUGUGCAGUAAAGUUAGUCUACUGAGAAUUAGCAUCACCUAAGAUGUACACUGGCACUACUGCACAGUAAUGCCAAUUAGGCACAUUAAGUUAGUACCUGUUAUUACAGGUACUAAACUCAAUGUGCCAUAGGCCCAUUAGUGCACGUGUAGACAUGACCCAGAUGCAUAAAAUUCAAUAGGAGCAGGAUUAAGUCUCUGAUUUUGCAGGCUUUACUUAAAAAAAGUUGCAGCUGAAGUUAAGUGGAGUUUGGGCAGGACAGUGACGUGGGGGGGAGGAGGCUACAUGCAUACAUACAAGUGAGCUUUUUAAAGAGUUGUCCAUUUUCCUUAAAAAGCUGGUGGUUGGAUGUUAUCUAAGGAGACAGUUCCCUUUAAAAGAGCAUAAAUUCUUAAUUUCCUUAUACCAAAUGCUGUCCUGGAAGUUAAUCAACAUUUUGAAUGCCUGGUCAAGCUGAGGAAAAGUUUGGGUGCAGCUGGGCAGGCAAAGAUCCAACUUUUGUUCUGGUAGUUCCAAUGCAAAUUUAAGUUAGCUGAAGUCGAGCUGUAUUGUAACUGCUGCCAUAGUGCUGGGCUGCUAUAAUUAGAGCAGUGCAGUAAGCACACUUAAAUAACCCUGCACAUUUUCAGUGGCUUGGCCUGCUCCUGUGAUCCUCUCUCAGGCAAAGCUGGGAUCAGGUCCCUCUUGCUGAAGAUUACAAGUGCGAACUGCCUCUCCCCACAUACAUAUCUUUCCCAUAACAGGUUUAUUUUACUAAACAAUUAGCAAAAGUAUUUUCCAUCAACACAGACUAAAUUUUUAUAUUUGUUGUAUCUCCUAAAGAGACUUAAAGAGUUCUUUCAAUAUUAGGGCUCGUGCUCUGCAGCCCCUAUUUAUGCCAUUUGUCUCACUGACAUCAAUUGACCUACUGCGUGAACAAGGAUCAUGUGAUGGGGGUUUGUACUGCUAACGGUCUGGGGAUAGAGAUUGCAUAUAUAUUGCAUUUGCUGAUAUGCUGAUGAACAAAUAGCAUAUGAACAGUAGCUAUGAUUUAAGUGUCAAGUUUUAAGCAUCCUCUCAUGAACUCUCUAUGUUUUAAGCCAUAAUAGAUCUUUCUACAAGCAAAUAGCUAAAUUCUGGUCCUUUUUACACCCAUCCCACACCAAUGAAGCUAGCGUGUAGUCAGCAUGGGUGCCUGGAUGUAAACAGGGACAACAUUUAGCCCUGAACAUUUUUAGAUGUAUUAACAUUUUAGCAGUUGUGAUAAUUGUCAAGUCAUUCUAUUGCUACAGUCACACAAAGUGCAUCUCUGGGUUUUAAUGACAUGUUUUAGAUGACAGCAUCAACAUUCAAGAGGCCAAAUUCUAUACUCUCUUGCACCACUGUAAAGUGAAAUCAGUGUAGUCUCUAGCAGUGUUCUGGUGUAACUAAGGCCUCAGUUUAAAGAAGGGCUUUGAAUAUAUGCUCUGUUAUUUCUAGGCUUGAGUGCAGAAUUUGGCCUAUUGUUACAUAGGGUCCCAAAUCCUGUAGUCCCUGCUCAAGCAAAAGUCUUAUUGAGUAGGUCCUGCAGGAUUGCAUCCAUAUUAUAUAUAAAAACCAAAAGAGCAGAGAUACUUAGAGCUUGCUUGAGGUCAGCUUUAGUCUGCCACUUGCAGAAAUAUAUCUGUGGUUCAUCCUGCAUAGAGUUCAAAUACUUUUGUGGCAUGUGGUAUUUUCAGGUAUCAUAUGGACUGGGAAACUGCAAAAGAUCCAUUAGUUAUAUAGGGAUGGGGGGCAAAAUGCAAUUAUAACGGUGUCCCCAGGAGCAACCUGAUCUAACAGCCUCCAGACCAAAUCAAUAGUGACUUGAAAAAACGGUAGAUAAAACAAAGCUAGGCUACAACUCACAGGUUGUGUCUUUAACACCGGCUUCUUAAGUUCUGCUGUAACAAGUGUAAAAUGGAAAAUGUCUUGGUUACGGACAAUUUAAUUUUGAAUGUGAUACUGUUUCUUACUUUCACUUUUAGUAACUAAUCCUGCAGAGGAAAAGCUCCCAUUGAUUUGAGGAGCAGCAUUGACCCUUGGAGGGCUGCAGGAUUAGAUCUGUGAUUGAAUCACUUUGAACAGUCUCACUGGUGGGACAAAUCCUGAGAGCUUUACUCAUUUUUUUACUCAUGUAAUUACUAUUUAAAGCAAUGGUUGUCUUCUGAGUAAAGAAUAAGUAACAACUUCAGGAUCUGACCUGCUAUGUACAACAUAAACAUAUGUUUAUCUUGAUCCAAAGUUAAAGAAAAGAUUUAGAUGAGAUCCCAUAUAGUGCUAUUGGUCCCAGUUCUCACACUUUUUAAUGAGGCAAAACUCCCAUUGAAGGUAUAGAAUUCUCCCUGAUGGAGGAGUACAAAUGUAAGUUAUUGAGAUUAAAAUAUUGAUGUUUUUAAUCAGAACGUGGGCAGAAGGCACACAUUUAAAUGUUCAAAAACAUGUUUCUGAAGUGCCUGUUUUAAAUAAAAAUUAAAAUCAGACUCAGUUCACACCUCAAGGCAGGUUAGGAAAACAAUUUAAACACCAGGAAGUAACAAAUUGUGUGUGGUAGGACAGUGUUUGUAGGUGGAAACAUUCAUUAGUUUUUCAGGUCAAUUUGUCUGUCAUACUUUGUUUAAAAAAUAAAAUGGUAGCAGAUGUUACUUUAAACAGGCCUGAUCUUUACACAGGUCCCAAUCUUGGAAAGUCUUACACAUGUCCCUAACUGAAAGCAAGUGCGUAAGUCAUAGCAGGGUUGGAAUGUCAUUAAAAAACAGCUGAAUCGUGCCUUCUAAUAUAAAGUCAAAACAAGUAAUCAUAUUCACUGGAUGGAUGGAUGGAUGGAUGGAUGGAUGGAUGGUGUGAAAAAUUGUUACGGACUGUGUUAAAAGUUUAAUAGAGAAAAACAUGUGCUAAAAUAUGUAAAAGAAAAGAAGCAGAAAAAAUGUACCUUGAACAGUUACCAGGUAUAUGGCAUGCUAUUUUUUUGCAAUAAUUCAAAGUGAUCUAUUGGCCAUCAUUUUCAAGAAUCACUAAUUUAAUUAUAUAUAUUUUGGAGUAUUUUUGAUAAAUUUCAAUGAAAGAUAAGAAAAAUAUAAAGAAAAUGUUAUUAAUAAACACAUAUGUGGCCAACCGUAUUUUUAUAUCCGUUUCUGUGUUUGGGCCUAUUUAUCUUUGCUGGUAACCAGUAUCAAAAAAUUAAGUACAGGUGAUUUUAUUGCUGCACAAUUUUUUCCUUUAUGUUUGGAUUCAGUGAAGACAGUGAUAGAAUCUCCUGGUAACUUGUCUUUUGUUAAUGAUUGAACAUAUACUGUGUAAAAAUCUAGCUCUUGAUUUUUCAUGAAGAAGAAAAGAGAUGGUCUUUACAUCAUUGCUCUCUCUCAGCACUGACUUCUGGUUUCUUGCAAACAAGUAGCAUGCACUGAAAAGACACAAUGGGCCAGAGUCUUCUCUGGUGCAUUUCUGAAGCCAGUUAAUAGGUAUAGGAAACCCCUUAUGCCAUUAUACAAGGGGUUAUUUUGCCACAAUAUAUUUAACAUCCAUAAAGGCACUUAUCACUAAUUAAGUGCACUGUUAUACAGUAAUUCUUCUGGUAUGAACACCAAAGCGUAGGACCAGUAAAAUAAUUUGAACCAUCUUAAAAAACAAACAAAAAACCAUCAACCCAACCUGUAGGUCCUUUUCUAGUCAAACUGGAAGCCAGAGUCUCAUCUGGUGUGAAUUAUCGUUGCUCCAUGGUUUCAGUUUGCAUAAGGUGAGGCUCUAGGCCCUCGUUUUUUAUUUAUUAAAUCCCUGAACACUGAACAAGCUGUUUUUUCCUAAAAUGAAUUUUUUUCCUUUUUUUUCUGUUGUGAAUUGUGUACUCUACUUGUAAUUUUGGGUUUUCUGAAGUUUACAUUCAAUUUUUUAUUUCGGACUGUACAUUUGGACUGAAUACACUAUUUUGGAAGUUUACAUUGGUGUAACAUAUUAAAAGAAUGACCCAGCCAAUGCUUUAAUCCUAAAAAAAAGUCUUAAUCAAACACAGGCAGGCAAGGUUCUUUG